GCUGUGUCCACCGCCGAUUUCGAAUGCGAUCCGUGGGCUGAGAGGAAGAGUCGCUCACGGAAGCGGAGGAAGCUGCUGAGUCUUGAACCGAAGGAGAGUGCCUUGCUUGCCCCGACCGUGGUCUUCGGCAUGGGAGCCACUCAUAACGAACCUGGAUUUAAGUAUGACCCGUCGACGUUGAAGUCUAUCUUGUUCCCACCUGAACCUAAAGCCAAGGGAUGCCUGCUCGAUACUGUGGACGACCCCCGGAUGGACAUCGACGAGGAGGAAGCUACUACUACGUCGGACGGCGUCCCGUCAGGCAGUCACGGGAAUCGGGCUAUCAUCUUGGACACGCUGAAAGAGAGCUUCCUCCUAAGAACGUCAAAGGACGCAGGGUCGGAUUCAUCCAACACUGCUGCUCAUGGAGAGGAAAAGGAGAACGUUAAUAUCAAUGCUGAAACGCGCCGACGCCGGAGAUAUGUCAUAGCCCUCAGGCGGAGUGAGGGCUCUGGCAGUGGGCCCAGUGGCGGCCCCCAUACCGUUCCCAACUGUGCUCCGGCAGAUGAGCCGAAACCCGUUACCGAUGAGGGUGAUGGGGCCUCGGGCGAGCCUUCGUCAAGCACUGCGCUGCAAAUAUUGCAUCGGGACGUUAGUGAAGAGAAUGUCUUGUUCCAGGAUAAUGGCAUUACUGUGUUGACCACCACGGACGUUGAUGGAACGAAGAAGGGCUUCAUGAUAGAGGUGAGAACAUGGAGGUGGGCCGAGGCAUAGUUGGUCGUCUUGACGCGC
Messenger RNA from Gloeophyllum trabeum ATCC 11539, 771 nucleotides. RefSeq lists its product as uncharacterized. The transcript is spliced from 2 exons. The coding region runs from base 130 to 753 and encodes 207 amino acids. Gene Ontology annotation, biological process: protein phosphorylation. Lineage: Eukaryota; Fungi; Basidiomycota; Agaricomycetes; Gloeophyllales; Gloeophyllaceae. The record is from RefSeq and is a predicted model, not a curated record. Gene Ontology annotation, molecular function: protein kinase activity.